This is a messenger RNA of Arabidopsis lyrata subsp. lyrata, 1049 nucleotides long. Its product is annotated as RING-H2 finger protein ATL40. The record is from RefSeq and is a predicted model, not a curated record. Bases 189 to 842 code for a protein of 217 amino acids. The transcript has a single exon. NCBI's taxonomy places the organism in Eukaryota, Viridiplantae, Streptophyta, Magnoliopsida, Brassicales, Brassicaceae.
UUGGAAAUUCAUGAGUGUGUAGUAUGUCCCUUGAAUCCAAGCAAAAGCUCUGAAGAAUAAACAAAAGUUCAAAAAAAUAUCUUAAGAAAUUAACAUAAAAAAACAAUUUAAUUACACAACUUAGAUCCCUUCAAUCUAUUAUAGUAACUUGUUAUUAACUUGUUCUACCAAAACAAAAACGCUUCAUCAUGAGCUCUGACAACAAAACAAAUGAUGAUUCCGACCGUUCGUUUUGGCAAAGCUCGACUUCUUACGAUGCCAGCAGCAAGAUCAUGCUCGUCACCACCGUUUCCUUCUCAGUUAUUAUCCUCAUCGUCUUCGUUUAUUAUCUCUACGCAAAAUUCGUUCUUCGCCGCCGUAGAUCCACCUUCCAAGACCUCUCGUUCUCCGUCGUUUCUCAUCCGCCCAAACGUGGCCUCGACACUCUAGUCAUCGCUUCUCUCCCAACGUUCGUGGUUGGAGUCAAGAAUGAAGUGGCGGGUACGGAAUGUGCGGUUUGUCUAAGCUUGUUGGAGGAGAAAGAUAAUGCGAGGAUGUUACCGAACUGCAAACACGUGUUCCACGUGACUUGCGUUGACACGUGGCUCACCACGCAGUCCACUUGUCCCGUUUGUCGAACUGAAGCCGAGCCAAGUCCAAGGCUUGAGCCUGAGCCUAGGGAAGGGCCAGUUGGCGACGUUGCACCGCCGUUAGAUUUCGUGGGGGUAGAUAACAAAACCGGUGGGUCAUCGGUUUUGAGGUUAGACUCGUUUCGAAGGAUUUUGACAAGGGAAAGAUCUUUGAACAGGCUCGAUCAUUCUCGCGUUGAACAAGAUCGAGAAUUGGAUAUAGAAAGACAGUGAAAUCAUAUAGUAUAUACACACAUACGCCGGUUUAAAAAUGUAUAAACACACAUGCAUCCAUAAUUAAUCCUUAAUUCAUGAACAAUAAUACGUACGUUUGUGUACUCAAAUCGUUUGUAUGUGUAAAUAUCAUGGCACAGUUUUUGUAUGUUACUGUAAUUUUUACAAAAACAUUGUUGCUUAACGUGUGAAAAGGGGAAAAGAAAA